UUCGACGCGCAGACUUCUCAGCCACUUAGCAGCCAAGUUUCACUAAGGAAUAUAUGGUGAUAUCGUAUAUUAUCUGGUGUGCCGUCGUGACUGUUGAAUAAUCGAUUAGAGUCAGAUUUGUGUUUUAAAAAUUAUGCUUUUCUUCACUUCUUAGUGAGGCAGUCAUUGUACUAUAUUAAAUCCUACGAUUAAUACAGGUAGCAAACCGGCUAGCCUCUGGAGCUAGCUGCUUCACAAGUUGUUAGGAGUCUGUUUAGAAUUAGCCUAGCCUAGCUAGCAUUCCUUUUCCCGCAUCAAACUUCACAGGUCUGCUGAUAACCCAGACUGAAUAAGAACCAUGAAGCUGUACAGUUUGUGCGUGUUGUACAAAGGAUCGAGCAAGGCCAACCUUCUCAAAUCAGCCUAUGAUUUAUCUUCAUUUAGUUUUUUUCAGAGAUCCAGUGUACAAGAGUUCAUGACCUUCACCAGCAGCCUGAUAGUCGAGCGCUCCUCAAUAGGAAGCCGUGCUUCCGUCAAAGAGCAAGAAUACCUGUGUCAUGUGUACGUCAGGAACGACUGCCUCAGCGGAGUAGUAGUUGCAGAUAACGAGUACCCCUCCAGAGUGUGCUUCACUUUGCUCGAUAAGGUAUUGGAGGAAUUCUCUCGGCAAGUGAACAGCAUAGAUUGGCCCUCAGGCUCACCAACUACUGUUCAGUACACCGCCUUAGAUAGCUACCUGGCCAAGUAUCAGAACCCACGGGAAGCCGAUGCUAUGACCAAAGUGCAAGCUGAACUGGAUGAAACCAAAAUUAUUCUGCACAACACAAUGGAGUCACUUCUGGAAAGAGGAGAAAAGCUGGAUGACCUGGUACAGAAAUCAGAGCAUCUGGGAAACCAGUCAAAAGCCUUUUAUAAAACGGCACGGAAGCAGAACUCUUGCUGCGAGGUGAUGUGAUGAAUGCAUCGUGAAAGAUCCGACUCUUCUGGACCACCUUUUCUUUAUCUCUUUAUCCCCCUUUCUCUCUGUCCCUCUCUCGGCCUGGGCUCAGACACAGAGCAGGCACGACAGUUCCAGAGACCUUAUAGUGUGUGUUGGGGAUAGAGAGAAUCCAUGAUAUAUAUAUAUAUAUAUUUUUUUUUCUUUUCUUAUUUCUGUUUUCUUUCCCUCUCAGAUAGGUUAGAGGGACUGAUUUCCCAGACUACACCACACUUAACUGCACUGUAAGAGAGUUUGCUUUUUCUUCCGUUCUCCCAGACGGUCCGCUCAGGCCCUGGUGUCGGCAGGGUUUAGAAUGGAAAAUGCACAGCACAAAGAGAAGGUUAAGACAUAAAAUCUCCAUUGUGCCUUACUUUAAGUGGCUGCGCAUUGUUAGACUGUUAGCCUUAAUAAUGAAUAUUCCAAGCGAUUGGUUAUAGUGGGGGGGGGUCUUUUAAUAAUGGAAAAUGCAUUGAUUAGUGGUGAUGACCAGGUUUCAACGCUCAUGUCUUAUAGUGUGUAAACUUAUAAAAUUGUCAAAUAAAUUGAGUGCAUUAUGUCAGACUGGCUUUUACAUUGCCUGCAUCCUUUGUGAUUAAUUAAAAUCAAUAUUUAGUUACAUUCACAUUCCCAGUUUUAUUAGGAUCAGCACUUAAGUGUUAAGGGUAGUCAUUAGGCUUUUGUUUUUCCAAGUGUGGUCUCCUCUGAAAUCAGUCCCUUACCCUUGAAUGACAUUUAAUAACAAUAUAUAGAUACAGCAUCCAGUUCUGUUUAUUUUCGGACAUGAAUAAUAAAUGUGAAUUGUCUUUAUUUUAAUAAGCGGUGACCCUCUACAAUCAGUGUUGAGUCUAGAAUCACAUUGGGUUCUCCAUCUUUCUAAUGUUUUGAUUCCUUUCUUUACUUCUGCCACAAGCUAAAGUUCUAAAAAUACUAAGCCAACGUAAUCCCUAUCUCGCUACUUUUAAAUUCCUGAAACGUUUGUCAGUUAGGACAAAACUCCUCUCUGUGCUGAUGUACAUCAGAGAAAGGUUUAAGACUAUCAGAUAUCUGGCGUGCAUAGUGUGGCUGAUGUUUUUGAUUUAUUUCUUUUUCCUGAACAUACUUGUGAUUCCAUGGCGUGAAAAAAGUUGUAGUGAUCUGAUGGUGUUUUACUUUAUGCAGAGUUGUUGCUGAAUCUCUGUGGCUUGUGUGUGUGUGUGUGUGUCCCUACGCAAUGUAAGGGUUGUAUUGUAUAAAUCAAAGUGUGUUUCUUUGUCCAAAAAUAUAAUGCGCUGCUCUAGAGGACCUUCUGAGAUGCCUUUUGGGUAAUUGCCAAAUCCCUGCAGCUCAUUCAAUCUUAAUUUGGAGAUUGAAUAGCACCAUGUUUUGUGUAGUUGUGUAUAAAACUAACUUGGCAAAAUAUACUCCUGACAUGUACAUUAAAAAAAAAAAAGUAUUUAUAGGCAACAUAUUGGAUAUUAGGCAUUAAAUAUGCUCUAACAUUUUUCUUCUUCGGUUCCAAUGGACAGCUAAUCUGCUUUGUACUGUAGUUUUUAAUCUUAUCUCCAUUUCAGUGUACUCAUUGUAUAAAUGUAUAAUUAACACUGCGGUUGUAUCAAGUGGGAAAGUUCUUUUCAAUCUCUGAAAAUGAAAUAACACCUUGCUGAAUCUGUGA
Molecule: messenger RNA, 2609 nt
Organism: Hemibagrus wyckioides
Lineage: Eukaryota; Metazoa; Chordata; Actinopteri; Siluriformes; Bagridae
Gene: ykt6
Product: YKT6 v-SNARE homolog (S. cerevisiae)
Exons: 8
Coding region: 338-934 (198 amino acids)
Biological process (GO): endoplasmic reticulum to Golgi vesicle-mediated transport
Cellular component (GO): Golgi apparatus
Molecular function (GO): SNAP receptor activity
Source: RefSeq, a predicted model, not a curated record